Molecule: messenger RNA, 840 nt
Organism: Candida albicans SC5314
Lineage: Eukaryota; Fungi; Ascomycota; Pichiomycetes; Serinales; Debaryomycetaceae
Exons: 2
Coding region: 1-840 (279 amino acids)
Molecular function (GO): protein binding
Source: RefSeq, a predicted model, not a curated record
AUGUGGAUAACAUAUCAUAAAGAUGAUCCAAGAGGAGAAUAUAAACAUUUAUCACCAGAAACAAAUUAUACCGUGGGACGUGAUGAAAAUACUGAUAUAAAAUUCUGGUCACCUAAAGUAUCAAGAGAAUUGAUUGAAUUAAUAACUGGACCCAACAUAGGCAAUACCCAACCACCAUCAUCGUCAUCGUCUUCUUCUUCAAUAGGUAGUGAUAAAACAUUAUUAAUCAUUAGAAUAUGUAGUCGAGCGAAAACGAUUAUAAAUGGGAAAACAUAUAAAUUAUUAUCAAAAGAUAGUAAACCAGAAGAAAUUGAUUUCACAAAUGAAUUCAAAUUGAAAAUUGAAACUAUUCCACAAAUUGAUAAACAAACAGGACAAAUAAUAACUCAAGAUACUCCAUUGUUCAUUGAAUGGAUUCCCUUUAAAUUAUAUAUUAGUGCAAAUGAGAAAUGUGAUCAAAAUCAUUACAAAACAAUAAUAAAAGAUCAUGGUAUUGAUAUUCAAAUCGUUGAUAAUAUAAUGGAUGCCACUCAUUAUUAUUAUGAUAGUGAUAAUGGUAACAACCAUAUCAAGCUGGAAGAACAAAAAGAUGAAUUCAAAUUGGCAAUUAUUAAGGGUAUCCCAAUUUUAAAUUCACAAUGGUUACAAAAAGUAUUAGGUCAUGAUAAUGAGGAUGGGUAUAAUAGUGUUAAGGAUUGGCUUUUGGAUAUAGAUUAUAAGAAAUACUUACCAAAAAAGGAUGAUCACUAUUUACCGAAAAGUUAUAGAUUAAAGCCAUUAAAUAAUGUUAAAUUAGUAUCAUUGGAGAGAAUAAAUUGGUUGGAAACAAUAAUUGGGUAG